This is a messenger RNA of Porites evermanni, 7986 nucleotides long. The record is from the annotation of a GenBank genome assembly. NCBI's taxonomy places the organism in Eukaryota, Metazoa, Cnidaria, Anthozoa, Scleractinia, Poritidae.
GAGUUGUACUGGUAAGGAAAAACAUAGCCACCGAGCCUGCAAUGGCGGAUGAUCUCUGUUUCUGCUAGCUGCAAUAGAAAGACUGAAUGGGAAAGCUGAACAUGUAAGUCCCAGGACAAGAACAACUCGGCACAUCAGUAAAUAUUUCUGGUAAGCCGGUUAAGACACUUACAUGGACCGACCAUGCAGUCUAUACUAGCUAAGAAAGUCAGUUUUACGUAAGCUUGUGCAUACACCUAUUUCACUAACGGUUGCUUUGGGAAAUGGUCAUUGAAAUACAGAAUACAAUGCAAUGCUUUGCUUAAAAGUGACCACCAAACAAUGGCUUUCAAAGACCAAAGCACGAUUCCCAAAGCAACCUUUAUUGAAAUAGGUGUACUACACAGCAGAAGUGAACAUGCAAUUUGCAUGCCCACUUCUGCUGAACGUAGCUGGUACUACAAAGGGUUCCUAAAAAUUAAGGGUGGACUAGAGUAAUCCUACAUUUUCUUUGUCCUUACUCCUUCCAAUUUCCAGCCUUAAAUGAGAGACAAUGCUACUUCCAUGUUACUUCAAUGUCUUUUCAUCCUUCAACUCUAAUCUUACAGCUCUGGUUUGAUGCAAUAAUUUCAUUUUGAACAUCAUAUGCAAUAUUCAGGGUAAUUUCAAGCCCAAUGAAAAAUCUCCUCUUAUACUCCUAGCUCAUCAUCUGUAAAAGAAUCCUUGAACCCAAUGGAAACUUACCUUAUUUUUUGUAAAGCUCACAGAUUUCCAGAUUGUUUUUGUUUUAUAUACAAACAUUUGUAGUAAAAAAAGAAAUCAUGAAUAGUCAAGACCUGGUGAAGUUAUCAGCUGAUAAUGAAGAGCACAAGCAGCAUAAAAAACGAACCAAGAAAAUAAAGGCGCAACUUAAAGAUCAGGUAAUCUACCUGUACUUAAUGGACUAUAAAACAAUGAACCUUAACCUUUGGUCACAAGCUGUACAAGAAAAAGGUUACUUCCCUACUCUUUUUGAACAGUAGUUUGGGUUCUUUUAUGUCUCCUUCAAUUUGACCAAUGAAAGAAGGAUCAGGAGAGGUGGUCAACAGCUUAACGUCACAUCCUAAUACAGUCAACUCUCUCUAAGACGGACACCUUUGGGACCGGCACUAAGUGUCCGUCUUAGAGAGGUGUCCGUCUUAUAGAGAGUCAAAUAAAAGGAGUAACGGAAAAUCAGGGGCUCCCCCAACUAAGCUAACUGGGCAGCGGUGAGAUAAUUUGUUGAGCAUUGUUCUUGUCUUCUUUUAAAUAGAUUGAGUUUUACUUUGGAGAUGCAAACCUCCUGAAAGAUCGUUUUAUGAAACAAGAAAUUAACAAGCACCCAGAAGGAUGUAAGUAUUCUUGAAAUCAAAGGUGGUGAUCAUCUAAAGUUUUUUCUUUUCUUAAUCAAUGACUAACAACAAUUAUAAUUAUUCGAUUUCCUCCUCAGAUGUUGCCAUUUCAACUAUUGCUAACUUCAAUAGAAUGAAAAAGAUAACUGAUGAUAUGAACCUUGUUAUUAAGGCCAUGAAAAUGUCUCCAAUACUUGAGGUAUGUUGUCCAUAAGUCCACUUUUUAAAAUGCAAGGUCUUGCUGGUAAGAUGUUGAAAGUUCAAGAUCUUGCCACCACAGUUGUGUGUUAUGACAACAGACUUUUUAUAUUUUCAGGUCAGUGAAGAUGAGACAAUGGUGAGACGAAAAGCUCCUGUCCCAGAGCCAAGAAAUGUUGAUGCAGAAACAAUUUAUGUUGUACGUAUAUCAAUUUGUUAAUCUUAAUCGUCUCUUGGGGAAUGAAUAGGCUGUAGUGAGUAAUAAGUCCACACAUAAGAAUUUCAUCUUAAAGCUUCAGAGUGUUUGAAUCCCAAGCAAAACUCUAAUGCAUUAGAAAACCCAAUAUGAGUUGUUUUACCUGUGAUGAAGCUCUUUUACUAGUAGGUAUACAGUCCCCUGGGUCAGGAAUCAGCCUCUUAGGAAAACAUCUCAUCCCAUAAGACUUAUCGAAAUGAUAGCUCACCGUCUUGUGUACUAGUUUUCUCAGUUAAUUGUGUGAUACAUUUACUUGAAAAUUCUUUUCAUUUGUUUUACAUGGUAAGUUAAUGAUUGUUUAUACUUUAAAUGGAUGUGAUCUUGUAGGAAAGACUUCCCCCUUAUGCUGAUCAUGACUGGGUUAAGGAAAUUUUUAGCAAGUAUGGAAAGGUUGUUUAUGUCAGGUAAGUCCUACACUUUAAGACUCCUAACCUCUAAUUACCUGGAUCUACAAGCAAAAAUGUAAUUUGGUACUGGUUGUUUAUGUUGUAAAAGGCGGCUAUAACUGGUAAGUUCAUGUUCAUGGAUGAAACGUCAUAGAGUAAUGAUCCAAAUGAAAGCUACCAAGUAAUACCUUCCUGUGGUCUGUUUAUUAUGCUGUACAAGGUUGUUAUAGUUUUUGAGUCUGUGGAUGAAACCUCGCAGUGCAACAAUUCAAAUGAAAGCUGCCAAGUAGUACCUUCCUGUGGUCUGUCUAUUAUGCUGUACAAGGUUGUUGUAGUUUUUGAGUCUGUGGAUGAAACCUCGCAGUGCGACAAUUCAAAUGAAAGCUGCCAAGUAGUACUUUCCUGUGGUCUGUUUAUUACGCUGUACAAGGUUGUUAUAGUUUUUGAGUCUGUGGAUGAAACCUCGCAGUGCGACAAUUCAAAUGAAAACUACCAAGUAGUACUUGUCUUUGGUACUGUCUUAUCUAUCAUGCUAGAUACAUAGUGGUUCUAACUUGUGAAUCUGCGGAACAAAACCUCUUCAGCAGUACCUUCAAGUGGUGCUAUUUAUUUUCUGGUUUUUUUUAAGAGAUUUGUUCUUCCCUUUUAUUACAACUUUGGAUACUUAAAGAAGUAAGCAUAUUUAUUUUUCUAACACAGCAUCCCAAGGUUCAAACACACUGGAGACAUAAAGGGAUUUGCUUUUGUGGAGUUUGAAUCUGCAAUGCAAGCUCAAGAAGCACUGCAGGUAAUUGUUAUUUAUCAUUUUUCUCCACAUUCAAGCAGCUUCUCUCAAUCACCCCUGCAGGGGUAUUUAAAUAAUGAAAGGUAAGGGCUCAUUUACUAUUAAACUCAGAAAAACACAAACAGGUCAAGACACAUGAAAAAGCCUGAAAACCACAACCUACUUACCAUUAUUGUUGGUGGUUAGUUUUCUCACAACUGGUUAACUUUUUCCUUGCGACACAAUUAAACACCUGAUGCAUUUCUAGCCAAGAGUUUGCGGCUUUCUGGCUUUCACAGUAAGUGGAUCCAACAUGUAAGGUAGAAACCUUGUCAUUUUAGGCAGCAAGAAAAGUACGAUCGGCUCUCUCUUGCAUCAAAGUUUAAACUAACUCCCUCCCCCAAGACCGUGUGUCUUGGGGGAGAAGGGAGAAGGUUUAGAGAAGAGAGUUUUAAAGUGGUAAAACAUCAUUGAUUCCCAACAGGUUGCUUUAUACUUAUGAAAACACUUGUACUCUUUUUGUUCACUUUUAAUUUCCAACUACUUUGUAGGUUUUCAAUAAAGGAGGUAAGACCAAGCAAGAUGCGUUUCCUGAAGAGAAGACUGAUAACUCACCCAGUGUAGUUCAGUCGAUUGAACAGCAGAAGGUGUCAAAAGGAAAGAGAAAGCGAUCACUUAGCGAAUCAGAACUAGACACACAACAAAAACACAAAGAAAGAAAAAGAAAACGAACAAUCAGUGAUUCGUCAGACACUGAGCAACAUGAUGACAUUCAACAAAAAACUGAAGACAUGAAAAAUAAAGACCAUGGAAAAGAACGUAAAGAAAACGGUCGGGAGAAAUCGACUGAUGAGGGAGGUGAAAACGAGAAGAGUAAAAAAAGUGUCAGGUGGGAAGAAGGUCAACAAGAAGAAAUUAGGGAUAAUAAAAAGAGUGAGGAAACAACAUCAGUUGUAAGCCGAAAAAGAUCGCAUGAGGAAUCUGUGAUUAACGAGGAUGAAGUUCAGCAGAAAAGACAGAAAAUAAGUGACAAGUCUGAAGAAAGUGGCGAGGAUGAAACUGCUGAGAGAAAUAAGAAACAGAAGAAGAGAAAAAGGAAGAAGAAGGAAAAGAAAGAGACGAGACUGCCGCAUUUACGAGUGAUUUCCAAGUAAGUCAAGGGACCCAUUUUGUCUCCUAAUGAAGGUAGUAAAGGGUAUCACCAGAAACUCAUAAGUUUCUGGUAUCGCCUAAGCUGCUGACCAAUCAGAUCACGAGAGAUUUAACUGAAAUGACUAAUGACCAAUCAGAGCACGCCACAUCACACUGUGACAUCACUUAAGUUCAUAACUUCAUUCCCAGGGUUCUCUCUCUUCUGCCCUCAACAGAGGAAGAGAGAAAAUCCUGGGAAUGAGGUUGUAAAGUUCAAGGUUAAAUUUGUGGAGCAGAAGUGACAUCUACUAUUUUUCUAAGUUUUAAGUGUGCAUGGCAGAUGACCACUUUUUUAGGUAGGUUUUAAUCUUCAGCUAGGGAAUAUAAAGUUAAGCUAUGUGUAACAAUCUUGAAUUUACAUUUAUUUGAUUUUACUGAAAUGCACACGAAGAUGCAUUGUUUAUUCUCACUAAGUUUUGUAUGGUUUCUUUUCUUAAAGGUUAGAAUGGUUAGAACUGAAAAAGGAAUACAAGAACUUGCAACGGGAAGCCAUGAAUAAAUUGAAGAAACAAUUGCAGGAAAAAUCCUCUGCUGAUGGAAACAAGACUGAAGAACAGGAAUAUGUCAAACUACCACAAAAUGGUACUACAAAAGGAAGAGAUAUCAAGUCCAAUGAGUCAAAACAGGCGGAUAUACAAAAGCUUCCAUAUACACCGGGAGUUGUGUUAAAGUUCUAUUGUAAAGGAUCUGGUCUGACUAAAAGAGAAUUGAGGGUAUGCGGCUCAAUCUUUGUAUGUACAGUCUGUUCAAGAGAUUUUACAUUUUUUACUUUUCAUUCUUGGUGACAUUGGAUUUAAGUAGCUUAACCGGACUCUUUCGAUGAAAGCUUAACCGUCCAUGUGAAGUUUACUGAGUAUUGCGUCUCUCUAUCUGUACAGAUCUUAUUGGGUGAAAUUGUCCUGGCAAAAUAUAACUUAGACUGACCUGAUCCAUAAUCAAGCAUGGCUGCUUAUUAGAAAGCGUUGUUAUCAUCUUCUCUUUUCUUUUCGCAGGACAAGUUUUCUUCGUAUUCCCCGGUGGCUUAUUUAGAUUUGGCAGAGGGUGACGAUGAGGUACAAACGAUAUUCUGUCUUCAUUUAACGCUACUGUAUAUUUGUAAUUUGUACAAAAUAAUAGCCAUUUUGUUUUAUAUCUUGUUUACAGGGCCAUGUUCGUUUUCACACAACAGAAAACUGCACUUCAGUUUUCACGGCAAUGUCAUCGACAAGCGAUAAACUAAACGUUGAAAAACUUACAGGUAUCUUAAAAGUGUAAAUUCGUGCUUUUUUUUUUCAUCAGUUUCACAGUAAGCAUGAACAAGCAUCAUAGCCUUCUUUCGGUGAAGCACCCGUUGCAGUAUCUAAGGGCUUGUGACCCUGUGGCGGAUCCAGGGGGAGGGUCCAGGGGGUCUGAACCCCCCUAUCAGACCCGACACGACCUGUUUGAGACAGGAUCGUAAAUCACGUUUUAACUGGCUGAUUUUUAACUAAACCAUUAACUCAAUUGAUGCACAAGGCUGCACAAGAUUUCUUAAGCUAUGUUCAUAUCCUACCGGAUAGAAAACCGGAAAACCGGAUAUCCGGUUUCUCGCCGGCACGAAAACCAUACCGGAUAGGGCUUCUGUUCACAUAUAAGAACGGUGAUUUCUGUAACGGAGCGAAAAGCGUCGCGCCGAUCUCUUAAGAGGUAGACUGCGAGCAGUCUCUUUUUUUCUAAUCCCUAAAUAAUUAUAUCGUGGUUUGCAAUUGCGCUGGAUGAGAUAAAAACUAGACGGAUUUUAAGAGAAAAGGCGGACUGCAAGCAGUCUAUUAAGAGGAGAGUGACUUAUCGGAUUGGUGUUCACACUAUAUUAGAUAGCUUUUGAGCCGGCACGAAAACCAUACCAGAUAGAUAGGGGUUCUGUUUACACAUAACAACGGUGAUUUCUCUAACGGAGCGAAGCUACGCUGCGCCGAUCUCUUAAGAGGAGAGUCGCAUAUCGGAUAGGUGUUCAUACCAUACCUGGGUCCAGUUGUUCGAAAGGUUGAUAGUGCUAUCCACUGGAUAAAUCUCUAUCCAGAGGAUAGAGCGGUUUUCACUUGACUGUCGAAAGUAAUUGAGGAAUUGGUUUGGUUUUGGUUUUACUACGCCCUUUGGUUGGCUAGUGUAUUUACUUUGGUUUUGGUUUUACGACAGUCAAGUGAAAACCGCUCUAAUGCAAUUGGUUUCCCUAAUACUUAUCCACUGGAUAGUGAUUUAUCCGUUGGAUAGCGCUAUCCAACGUUUGAACAACUGGGGCCUGAUAGCUUUUGCGCCGCCACGUGACCUUACCGGAUAUGGCUUUUCGUGUCGGCAUGAACUGAAGCGAUCCGGUCCAGUAUAGUGUGAAUACAGCUUAAGAAAUCCUGUGCGGCGUUGUGCAUGUUUGUACGAUGAUCUGUAAACAUCCUUGUAUUUAAAUUUGCAGAGGAGGCUGAGAAGGCGUAUUGGGAGAAAAUAAAUGCUGACCGCAUGGUUAGAUUUAAUUCCAAGAGGCAGAAGAAACGCGGAACCGAAAAGGUAGGUACAGUGAAGUACGUUAUUGUCCGCUUGCUUCUCUUAAUAUUUGCUUUCUAUUCCUUGAGUUUUUUAGUAUGAUUUUAGCUCUUUGUGAGACAUUUUACUUGUUAACUGAUUUUUAGAAGACGUAGCAAUAUUUUGGCGAGAAAAACCUGAAAAAGUACGACCUGACAUCAUCGAUGGCUGAAAAAGUCUCGCCAACCUUGAACUCGCAGCCUUUUGGCGUCUGGUAUGGAAAGAAAGGCGACAUCGAGAAACUAUUUAUUUUACUUUUGCUCCAUUGUUUUUCAGGUGGCAAGAAAAGCUGAAGCCCUUCAACUGCAGCGUCAAAGCCAUAUCCGUUUUGACGAAAGCGAAGACGAAGAACAUACAUGAAUUUAAGUAUAGGGAGAGGAAAUCAGUGAAUGGAGGACUUCUCUAGGACGCCCUGGUGUUGUCUGUGUGCUUGAUGCCAUCAACCUAGGAGGCAUAGCUUUACCAAAUAUAAAUAUCGCUAGUUUAGCCGACUAACCGCUGGGUUUAAACAUUAUCAUUUACGACUUAUCACGGAACAGAUGAUCAUUUUUCCAUAAGUUGUAGAACAAAAACUACGAUCCAGCUUAAAUGCCGUCCAAUUUAAAUCUACUUUCAUAAGAAAGUACCGUUCAUCAUCAUUCGUAAGAAGUCAUCUAAAAAGUUUACCAUAUACUGAUUUAAGAAAUGCAAGUUUUAUAAAAGGGACUAGGCAAGACGCGCUCUCAGAUUGAUAGACAGCGGCCAUUUAAAGCAAUGUUGUGGAAGCGCAUAGAAUUAUAUUAAGCCCCUUUUAUGAUAGAAAUAUUUGCGAGGGAAGAGAUGAAUCUACCUUCAAAAGUUGAACGAUAUGGCUGUGUAUACAUAGCUGUGAGUCAAUUGUUUUUCCAGCUGUCUAAUAUAACGUAAAUUUCUACGAAAGUUGAAAUGAUGCUCAGUCUCAGUUGAGUAAACAACCUAAGCGGUUGAAAAAGAACCCGAAAAAAUCCAGGUCCUCUUUUUAUAGUGCAAGAGUCAGGUUUCUUUAUUGAUUAAUAACAUGUACAAAGUUUUCUUCUUCAAAAGCUAUGAAAUACGCAGAGGGUUUCUUUUCAAACUGUAUGUCCGAGGUUGAACUUGUAUCUAUUUUUCUACGGUGGAAAGAAAUUCCCUCUAUCACGUGUACGUAGAACGUUCAGUGAAAAAGAUCGCCAAAAUUUUGCCUCUGUGCAUGGUCCCAACGCCCCCGGCCAAAGGGGCACUGGAUACGAAUCAGUGAAGUUUUACGGUGAUUGGUACAAAAGGAUCUCGGAAUCAUUAAGUUGAUACUUUUCA